AUGAGGCCGCUGGCACCGUGUCGUGUUAUCUUGUUAGGAUCGAUUAAAGCUGCCGGUAUGGAGGUGGACGACACAAAGGAUUCUGAGAGUGAUGGUGUAGGGCUGAAGCCGACAGGGCAGGCGGCGGGCCGCCCUCGGUCAUUGAGCCCAGCCGCUGAGCCAUCAUCGAAGGACGUUGAGGAUAAUUAUAGCCAACAAUCAGACGAAGAAGCUGGGGAUGAGGAUGAGGAUGAUGAGGAAGAGGAGCCGCGCCUCAAAUAUGCUUCAUUGACCAAAAGCAUUGGCUCCGUAUAUCGAAAUGGAGAUGCUACAAGCUCCUUCCUGACUGCGGGAGACAAAAUGAUCGUUGGGACACAUAAUGGAAAUAUUCAUGUUUUAUCCGUCCCUUCUUUCCAGAUUCUUCGUGUUUACCAUGCGCACUCCGCAACCGUUUCCUCCAUAUCAAUAUCACCCUUUCCACCUUCACUCCCCAUGCCCCAGCUGGAUACAUUUCGGCAAUUUUCCAGUGAUAGUAAUAGCAUCAAAUCGCAAUCUACUACCCAGAAAAAUAAAAACUCGACGAAAGCCCAACCUGCAAUCCCAGCGACCCCCUCGAACUCUAUCUAUAUUGCGUCGUCCUCCAUAGACGGAAAUGUCUGUGUAUCAUCGUUAGUGGACCCAAGAGAUGUCCUCCUACGUAACUUCGGACGACCAGUCCAAGCUGUAGCUCUCUCACCUGAAUACAAAAAUGACAAAAGCUACAUUUCAGGAGGACUAGCUGGUACAUUGGUCCUUACAACUGGGGGCAAGGUUGGGACGAAAUCAAAUUCUACAGUUAUGGGAGUCUCUGCCCCCAAUACUUCGGGUUGGUUGGGCUCUCUUGGUUUAGGCGGAAAUUCCGGCAAAGACGUUGUUCUGCAUAGCGGAGAGGGAACCAUUAGUACCAUAAAAUGGUCACUAUCAGGGAAGUAUGUAAUGUGGGUAAACGAAGAAGGAAUCAAAAUAAUGCGGACAAAUUUACACCUCGAGAAUGCGGAUUCUGAAUUCGCCUGGAAACGCAUGAGCCAUAUCGACCGACCUAAUCGUCCCGGGUGGGAGGAAAUGGCAAGCGUUUGGAAACCGCGAGCAGAGUGGGUGGACGAAAAUUCCGUGGAUGUCGACGACGAUCCUGGAAAAUUACAGUCACAAAAACAGUCCCCAGCUGCUAACGCGAGCAACUGCCGAAGUCGAAGCUCAGUCGAAAAACUCGUGGUGGGCUGGGGUGGCACUGUUUGGAUUAUCAAUGUCUUUCCAGGUGGAUCCAGUACGGGAAAGGAUGUUGGAGAACGGAAAAUUGGAUCCGUAGGAGUUGCAACUAUAUUACGCACUGACUGUAUUAUUUCCGGAGUUUCGCUAUAUACCCCAAAUUUGCUUCUUGUACUUUCUUAUCUGAUACCUGAGGACGAAAACGACGAGUCCAACGCGAAGCAGGCAGGCCCUCGACGCGGAAUUCGUCAUCGACAAAAUGGCCUUGAGCCUGAACUUAGAUUGAUUGACAUCGAAACCAAAGAGGAACUUAGUGCGGAUACCCUGAGUGUCAAAAAGUACCAAACGUUUUCCGCAUCGGAUUACCAUUUAGGUGUUCUACCUCCAAUUCGAGCACCUACAGCAGCAGUACAGCGAGGCGCACUCGAGGCUAUAGGGACUGGACUCUGGGACGCAACCCUAUAUCCUACCCGCCUUUUUAGCUCCGCUGCUAGCGUACGGAGCAACGGCAGCAGCGGCGACAAAGGUUCAAGCAUCCGUGGAGGGAGUUCAAUAAACUCGAUGGGUUUAUCAGCCAGCGACAAACAGGCCAAGGAGCUAGCUAUUACAGCUACCGGCGGAAUCAAGAUAUUCAUCCACAGCCCUUAUGACUGUAUAAUUGCAAUAAAAAGAGGCAUUGUAGAUCGUUUAGCUUGGCUAGAUAGUCAUGAAAAGUAUGAAGAAGCAUGGGAGUUAAUUGUCCAGCACCCAGAAGCUGCUGCCGCUACCUUGGAGAGGGCGGAGAGCCUGCCUUCGACCCCGACUAAGCCACAGAGUACCCUCGCGGAUUUUUUCUCUGAUGACAAUGCAUCGGUCAAGACUGCUAUCCAGGCCGCAAACUCCGCGCCAGAAAUGGAAAAGCGCCGUAUUGGAGAACGUUGGCUAGAGCAGCUUCUUAGUCAAGAAAACUGGGAGAGAGCUGGGCAAGUGUGCGGCAAAGUCCUCAGGACAACAUCCAGAUGGGAACACUGGAUAUGGAUUUUUGCGCGCAACAAUAAGUUCGAUGAAAUAACGCCCCACGUCCCAAUUGAGAUUAGCCCCCCGCUUCCCUCUUUGAUAUACGAAGUUAUUCUUGGGCAUUAUGUUUCCCGAGAUCGUAUCAGAUUUAAGGAACUACUCGAACUAUGGCCUACCGAUCUUUUCGAUAUUACAAGUGUAACCGCUGUCAUAGAAGACCAGCUCCAAUCGAAAGUUGUCACGUCCGGCUCGGAUGACUGGAAGAUUUUGAUGGAUAGUCUAGCGAAAUUGUUCCUAGCAGGGAGGCAUUACAGGGAAGCUCUCCAUUGCUACAUCAGUCUCCAGGAUGAUGAGGCCGCAAUGCGAUUAAUUCGUGAAUAUCAUUUGUUGGAUGCUAUAGCCGAUGAUAUUCCCGGCUUCAUUCUCAUUCGCGUCUCGAAAGAUCAAUUGAAAUCAGCGUCUAUACCCGAGUUGGAUGCUGCCACAGUAGAUCCCAUCAAAGUUUUGGUGAGGGAAGCGGCCAAUGGUGUCGUUGGCCCUGAAGCUGUUGUUUCACAGUUACAGGCCACAAACCGCCGACUGUUUCUUUUCUUCUAUCUACGGACUCUCUGGAGAGGUGAUGCAACAUCAACCGCUAUAGAGAAGCCUUCCAGAUUUCGACACCAGAAGAUGGAUGCUGCAGAGAAGCUUGUCGUUGAUGAAAGACGCGCUCUGAUUGAUGGCCUCUCAGAUAUCGUCAUCGAAUUAUUCGCAGAGUACGAUCGUCAAUUAUUAAUGGAGUUCCUCCAGUCAAGCACAUCUUAUUCAUAUAGCGCAGCCAGCUCAAUAUGUGAAUCUCGCCGUUAUAUCCCUGAGCUUAUUUAUCUCCUAUCCAAAACUGGCCAAACAAAACGAGCACUCAACCUCAUCCUGUCAGAUCUUAAAGAUGUCUCAUACGCCAUCUCAUUUGCCAAGUCACAAGAUGACCCUGAUCUUUGGGAAGAUCUCUUGUCCUUCUCGAUGGAUAAACCCGAAUAUAUCCGCGGCUUGCUUGCCGAGGCGGGAACUUCAAUUGACCCGAUAAACCUUGUCCGGCGUAUACCAAGCGGCCUGGAAAUAGAAGGGCUAAGAGAAGGCCUUACUAGAAUGAUUCGGGAACAUGACAUCCAAGCCUCCAUCAGUCAAGGCGUCGCGAAAGUUUUGGAAGGAGAGGUCGCGACGCGAAUGGACAUCUUACGUCAGGGACAACGGCGAGGCAUUAAAUUCGAUAUCGUCACUCCCAGCUCGGGCCUAAGUCAGAAGCAGCAAGAUACUCAGGAAACUGAGGAGUUGGGCAGAGGACGUUGCGCUGGAUGCCGUAAGCUGUUCAGUGAGCAAGAAACCGAAACCCUCAUCGGCUUCGCCUGCGGCCACAUCUUCCACGUCUCCCACCUACACCUCGACCACUACCACCACCAACAGCCUCCCACAACUACCUCCAAUACAACAACAGAUCAUGAACAACGUCCCACCUCCCCAACCCCAACUCUCCGCCCACCACCACCACCACCACAAACCUCAUCGCGACCACACACAGCCUCAACUUCAUCCCCAUCCCACCCAGACUAUGCAACGACUCAAUUCUCCCCUCUAUUUUCCCGCACAGUCGGCCCCAAAGUGACCAAUGCACGUCUCUUACGAGACAAAGUUGGCGACGGAUGCGGCAUUUGUACAGCGAAGAGUAAUAUCGAUGAAGCGGCACAGGGAGGAAUUGUGGUGUUGCGAGGGAAGUGA
Molecule: messenger RNA, 3972 nt
Organism: Blastomyces dermatitidis ER-3
Lineage: Eukaryota; Fungi; Ascomycota; Eurotiomycetes; Onygenales; Ajellomycetaceae
Product: vacuolar assembly protein
Exons: 5
Coding region: 1-3972 (1323 amino acids)
Biological process (GO): macroautophagy; protein targeting to vacuole; vesicle-mediated transport
Cellular component (GO): HOPS complex; late endosome
Molecular function (GO): protein binding
Source: RefSeq, a predicted model, not a curated record